AUGCUUGGAAACACAGCUGGUGACCUUGAGGCAAAGAAUGCCCUUGGUGGUCUUUUAUCUAACUUUGAUAAACCAGUACAGGGUUCUGAAGACUUCGCAUGUUUCCCGAUCUUUUACAAUCUUCAAAGUGCUCCUUUAAUGUUUACAUUUGGAUCAAGUGCUCUAGGAUCACCUGCCUCAUCCCCACCGUCUAAAUCCUGUGAUAUACCUUCAAUGUGUCCGUUACCUGGUAAAACAUGUAGUGCGAAUGACGUUAUCCCAAAUAGUUCUGGAUGUCCAAAUCCUACACUAAUCACGGAAGAACUAACAUCAACUACUCCUGAACCAACAACAACCACACCAGAACCUUCAACAACUACUCCUGAACCAAGAACAACCAUUACUCCUGAAACAACAACCACCACGCAAAAACUAACAACCACGCCAGAACCUUCAACAACUACUCCUGAACCAACAACAACUACCCCUGAACCAACAACCACCACGCCAGAACCUUCAACAGCUACUUCUGAACCAACAACAACCACUACUCCUGAACCAACAACAACUACCCCUGAACCAACAACCACCACGCCAGAACCUUCAACAACUACUUCUGAACCAACAACAACCACUACUGCUGAACCAACAACAACUACACCUAAAUUAACAACAACCACACCUGAACCAACAACUACGUCAGAACCAAUAACAACCACGCCUGAACUAACAACAACUACACAUGUGCCUACAACUACGUCUGAACCAAAAACAACGACUCAUGGUUAUCGCAGCCAUUGCAGGAAUAGAAAUCCCCGACGGCCUUAGUGUCAUCAUAUAGUGACAUAGUGCAUAACCAAUCCAAAUAUGUGGAUACAAAUAAGACAAAUAAAAACUAUUUGACUUCAUAGUUUUGUCACUUUUCAAUCAAGUAACUGU
Messenger RNA from Mytilus trossulus (common blue mussel), 918 nucleotides. Its product is annotated as integumentary mucin C.1-like. The record is from RefSeq and is a predicted model, not a curated record. The transcript is spliced from 4 exons. The coding region runs from base 1 to 807 and encodes 268 amino acids. Lineage: Eukaryota; Metazoa; Mollusca; Bivalvia; Mytilida; Mytilidae.